AAAAAAAACAUGACAGGUUGAACCACUUACUUGUGGAAAGUCCUUGUUGUCUCAGCCUCUAUAAAAGUAACACAUUCUCCAAGGUAAAUCAGAAAAAACACUGCAGUGACAAAGCCGAGUCAUUACUUGCUGGUUUAUUCUUGUCACUGAAGACUUUGACAAGAUGUCUCGUUGUAAUCUAUGUGUGGUUGCAGUCCUGUUUCUGGCAAUGAAUUUAUUUUGUGAACAAACAGCAGCUUCUGGCUGCUGUUAUUCCUAUUCUAUAAAGCCACUGCCCUGCGGUAAGAUAAGAGGCUACACUAUACAGACCACCAAAGAUGCCUGCAACAUUGACGCAAUUGUGUUCCAUUCAGUUGGCAGGCAUAACAUUUGCGCUAACCCUGUGGAUAAGUGGGUGAUGGACAGAAUUGAGUGUCUAAACCGCAGAGUGGACAGGAUAACUGGCAGCACAAGAAAAUGAGAGAAAAGAUGUUACUGAAAAACGGUUGCCUCUUUAUUUCAUAAAAUGUGUACGCAUUACACAUUGGAGACAGCUAUAUGUUCUUUCACAGUUUUAUUAUGAUAGAAUGUCUGUUGUAAAGAGAAAUGUUUCAAGACUGAGGAACCUCGAAUAUUCUUUUGUAAGAAACAAAAAAAAAAACAUUUAAAGUUUUAAAGCCUACUGUAUCACAGUGCAUUUUUGUAUAUGUGGUAUUUAUUGGUAAAUAGGUUUCUGUUGUCCAGUACUUAACUCCUAUGGAAUAAUGUUAUAUUUAAAAACGAGUUUUAUUGUAGAUUUUUAUGAAUAAAAAAUACAACUGUAAAUCAUAAGCCUGUUCAAUAUUUUCUUUCAUUUUAAUCAUAUUUCUAAGCUGUAUUGGAUGAAUGUCUUGUAAUGUGUGUCAGAUUCACAUAACAUAUAAAUAAAGAUAUCUGCAAUAUUGAUGCAAUUAUGUAUGUUUCUGUUACUCAAAGAUAU
This is a messenger RNA of Polyodon spathula (Mississippi paddlefish), 958 nucleotides long. Its product is annotated as C-C motif chemokine 20-like. Gene Ontology annotation, cellular component: extracellular region. The coding region runs from base 164 to 460 and encodes 98 amino acids. Gene Ontology annotation, biological process: cellular response to type II interferon; lymphocyte chemotaxis; cellular response to interleukin-1. The record is from RefSeq and is a predicted model, not a curated record. Lineage: Eukaryota; Metazoa; Chordata; Actinopteri; Acipenseriformes; Polyodontidae. Gene Ontology annotation, molecular function: CCR chemokine receptor binding; chemokine activity. The transcript is spliced from 4 exons.